UUGAAAGCUGGCAGGGGCCUAGAGCUGCCACAGGUACGGUUACUGAUUAUCUUGACUGUAAAAGUUUGACGGGACUCACCACACUCACUGGAUUUCAAAUGGGCACUAAGAGCUUUCUGUUAAGAGAAGAGAGUUUUCUACCGGUUAAACUGAGCUGGAAAAGACACACUGAGUGACUUCCUUAUUUAAGCUGGAAAUACACAGACUAAAGUCAUUGUCAUGGCACCUGGAACUCCAUACUGGUGAGAAAUUGUUAUAUAAGUUACAGCAAGAAUGUCCAGGAAAUUGUGCGCCUCGCCCAAGUUUUUGAAGCAAUGAGGAAGAAAAUGUUGGAAAAUCACAUGUGAUCUCUGUUAAACCCUGGAGGUGAAGUGCAACCAAAAAUGAGUCACGGGGGACAAGGAAAUCAGGGGACGGGACUGAGAGACGUCUUUGACAUAUUAGUUAAGGAGCCUAUGGAGCGACUGCUAAGCCUGAAAAUCCAGUUGGGUGAAACUCCGGAAGAUAAUAUCAUACACGCCUUGUGUCUGAUCAUUCUCCAUAAGGAGGCACAGGCCCUGGAAAAGCUUCAGAUGCUGAAGAACAACUACCUUGCUGAGCAUCUGGCUGAAAAGUGGCGAAUGAGUGGAGGUAAAUUAGAGGAUUUCAGAGUUCAUUGUGGUCAUUUUGAAGAGUUUACAGGAGAAUCUUUGGCAGCGUUGGCUCGAAUUUUUAAAGUUUUGCAUGAGCGGAAGCUGUGUGAUCCAAAUCUGAGAAAUCUGGCCUAUCAGAGAGCCCUUUCCACUGACAGCCAAAGAACAAGCCAUCUUGAGGAUCUGGAAUAUGAUCCACUCAGAGAAGAAGCUAAAGUUGUCUGUGGGCCUGAGUUUGAAGAGUGGAUAUGCUCCCCAAGAGACCUCAAGUCAGGGUCUUACCAUGAUCCUCACAGAAGCCUGGAUGAAGUAAACACAACUUUAAAAAUUACCGAUCAGUCAGAGAGAGCUUAUAGUCUCCCCAGCCCUCUGCAAGCAAGCUCCUCAAUGCUCUCAUACCCUACUCAUCUAGAGAUGAGUAUACCCCCAACAAUCUCCUUUCAAGGCGACAAAAUAACCCCAGAAACAUCAGAUAAAUCCGACUCUUGUAUCCUGUUUGCACCUGGGCAACCUCAGUCUUCUGAGGAGCCUCAGCCUAAAUCUAAUGAACUUGCUCAACUUGAAGCAAAUAAAGACUCAAAGAUGGAGUCCAGGAAGUGUGACCAUCACAUCAUUCAGAAUGAGACUCCAAACACAACCACCAAGCCAAGCACUGAGCCAAAAUUUGCAUUACCUACUGCAACAAACACUUUUGUACCCAAGGUACCCGUUCCAAAUGAAAAGCAUGAAUGUAAAGACGCAGAAGUGGAGGAAGAGGUAGUAUUUUAUGCAUUUGUUAUCUUGCACGCACCAGAGGAUGUAGAUAUGGCCGAGAGCAUCAAAGACAAAAUUGAAGCGGUCGCUGGUUGUACAGGUGCAACUUUCUCUGAGGACUUUGCCGUUCCUGGAAAGAGCACUCUGAGGUGUGUGGAGGACGCCAUCAACAACUCAGCCUUUACUCUCCUGCUGUUUACCCGCAACUUCAACACUCAGUUGGUGGAGAUGAAGACAGACACCGCCCUUGUCAACUCCAUAAACAAGAAAUACAAGCACAACACUGUUGUCCCUCUGCUGCCACGGGAGAACUGCAUGCCGAGAGAGGGCAUUCCUUUGGUUGUACAGCGACUCAAUCCACUAGAUGAGAAAAGGAACUUUGAGAAAAAAAUUAAAAAGUUCUUGAUUCCAGCACACAUUGAAAGGCAAAAGAAAAUCUGGACUAAGGGACAAGAAGUAAAUCGUCAGAUAGAGAGACAAGACAACCUGAAGCAGUUAAACGAGUGUCAAAGGCAGUUGAUCAAAGAGUGUAAAAAAGCAGAGUUAGAGGAGAGAGAGAACCUGAAUCUUUCACUGCAACAGAAUCUUCUUCUCGGUCCAGAGCAAGGUGGUGGCGGCGGCAUGGCCAGGUGGCAACAACAACCGGGACACAUUCAUAUUACAAAUGCUAAUUACGUCAUGGUUGGUAAUGACUCUAAAAUGAAUGUGGAUCACAGGGGACACACAGACAAAGAUAAUUCAUGUUCCUCAGAGGAGGAGCAAUAAACUUCUAGAUGAAAAUUUAAAAAAAAUAAAUAAAUAAAAAAAAAAUAAAGGAAAUAAUGAUUUCUAAGCAAUAAAAUGUCACAGCUGUAACAAGCACAAUGGACCAACCUUUUCAACCUGUUUGUCAGCGGAAUAAUUUGAUAAGACACUGUAAUUAUGAGAUAUACUGAGCAGAACAAGGACGUUUUUAGACGAGUAUUUAGUUGAGCACUGCCAUCUACUGACCGAUGUGUGAUAAAUACUUUCUGACCUCUUCAGCUGUAUGAACCCAGCACAGGCACUAGGGUGCAAUGCUGUUACACGAUCCUCAUAUCCUCAUUGCUCCUCUUUGUCUUACACAGGAUCUUCUGAAGAGUCAUCCAAUAGCAUUCCUGUUCUGGUGUCAGAGAGCUAAAAGAGAUUAAACAGAAUCUGAAUUUUAAGAUAUGCCAUUUUCCUUUAAGGCGUUCAGAAGGGUGUGUGCACAUUUGAGUCGCUGUGUGAUGGUAUAUCAGUAACUGUGAAACUUGAAAGAGGUUAAACCAUCUUCAAAAUACUAUAAUGUAUAUCUUUGACCUUUGUCUCUGACCUCGACUUCUAUAUCAUCUCAUUUGGACUCAUUUUCAUCCUUUUCACUGACAACACUCUUUCAUGUCUGUAGUUACAGAGGACGACAGCAGCAAGCAGCAGGUUGUUCACAAAAUCUGCAGUACAUGGAUACCACUGGUUGCAAGGAAAUGAUAAAAUGAAUUGAUGGAUUUUACUUGAUCAGCUCAGAUUCGUGUUCAACUAGGACCCACCCAUAAGAGUUUCCCAAGUUGCUUUUGAUGGUUCAGACUGCAAAUGAGGACAAGCAAUGAAAAAGACCUCCUAGAUCAGGCUACGUCUUCAGUGUCUUUUUACUUUUUUGUUCCUGUAUCUCUUGUUUUUAUUGUUAGCAUCUGCUCAUUUUUGUACUUUCUGUUAUCUGACUUUGAAAAAUACUUUAUGAAUACAUUUUAAUGUUGCCCCAUCCAUAUGUUGGAGAAUGACACUAUGAGUGAUGUCUAAAGUUUUUAGCUGGCUGCUGAUCUGGUGUAUCUCUGUGAUGAACAGUAAAACCCACAUAUGUGUUUCUAUUCAGUCUUUUCAGAUUCUGUUAAUGUUUCAAUCGAUGGUGAAAGAAAUAUUUAAUAAUCCCCUACUGCAGCAAUAUUCACAUUGGAAAAUAUUCAAUUAUAAAUAAAUAUUGUGCCAUCAAACUUGUUUAAA
Seriola aureovittata is the source of this 3380-nucleotide messenger RNA. RefSeq names its product TIR domain containing adaptor molecule 1 (gene ticam1). The record is from RefSeq and is a predicted model, not a curated record. The transcript is spliced from 2 exons. Bases 384 to 2150 code for a protein of 588 amino acids. Lineage: Eukaryota; Metazoa; Chordata; Actinopteri; Carangiformes; Carangidae. Gene Ontology annotation, molecular function: protein kinase binding. Gene Ontology annotation, biological process: positive regulation of myeloid dendritic cell cytokine production; TRIF-dependent toll-like receptor signaling pathway; positive regulation of cytokine production involved in inflammatory response.